GGGGCGUGGCCUGUCGGUGGGCGUGGCGUCGCGGGGCGCGUCGCGGGGCGAUGGCGGCGCUGCUGCUGAGCGCGGCGGCGGCCGUGUGGCUGUCGGGCCCCGUUCUCGCCUAUUUCCCCGAGGAGCGCUGGAGCCCCGAAUCGCCGCUGCGGCCGCCGCGGGUGAUGGUGGCGCUGAUCGCCCGCAACGCGGCCCACGCGCUGCCCGUCACCCUCGGGGCCCUCGAGCGGCUGCGGCACCCGCCGAGCAGGACCGCGCUGUGGGUGGCGGUGGAUCACAGCGAGGACAACACGACGGCACUGCUGCGCGAGUGGCUGAUGCGCGUGCGUGGGCUCUACCACCGCGUGGAAUGGCGCCCCAUGGACGAGCCCCGGUCCUACCCCGACGAGGAGGGCCCCAAGCACUGGUCGCCCUCACGCUACGAGCACGUCAUGCGGCUGCGGCAGGCGGCGCUGGAGGCCGCGCGGGCCAGCUGGGCCGACUACCUGCUGUUCCUGGACGCCGAUAACGUCUUGACCAACCCCGACACGCUGGCGCUGCUCAUGGCCGAGAACAAGACGGUGGUGGCUCCCAUGCUGGACUCGCGGGCCGCCUACUCCAACUUCUGGUGCGGGAUGACGGCGCAGGGUUACUACAGGCGGACGCCGGCGUACUUACCCAUCCGGAAGCGGGAGCGCCGCGGCUGCUUCGCGGUGCCCAUGGUUCACUCCACCUUCCUGCUGGACCUGCGGAAGGAGGCGUCGCAGGCGCUCGCCUUCUACCCCCCUCACCCCGACUACACGUGGGCCUUCGACGACAUCAUCGUCUUUGCCUUCUCCUGCAAGCAGGCGGGCGUGCAGAUGUUCGUCUCCAACCGGGAGGUCUUUGGGUUCCUGCCGGUGCCGCUGCGCUCCCACAGCUCUCUGCGCGACGAGGCCGAGAGCUUCCUGCACGUCCAGCUGGAGAUCAUGGUGACGCUGCCGCCGGCGGAGCCCUCACCCCACGUCUGGGUCCCCCCGAAGGUCCCCGACAAAAUGGGCUUCGACGAGGUUUUCCUGAUCAACCUGCGGCGCCGUGCGGAUCGCCGGGCGCGGAUGCUGCGCUCGCUGCGGGAGCAGGAGAUCGCCGCUCGCCUGGUGGAGGCCGUGGACGGCGGGGCCUUGAACAGCAGCGAGGUGAAGGCCUUGGGAAUCCGGAUGCUGCCGGGAUACCGGGAUCCGUACCACGGGCGGCCGCUCACCCGCGGCGAACUCGGCUGCUUCCUCAGCCACUACCGCGUCUGGCAGGAGAUCGUGGCGCGGGAGCUGCAGCGCUCGGUGGUGUUUGAGGACGAUCUGCGCUUCGAGAUCUUCUUCAAGCGGCGCCUGAUGGCGCUGGUGGAGGACCUGGCGGCGGCCGGCGUCUCCUGGGACCUCAUUUACAUCGGGAGGAAGCGGAUGCAGGUGGAGCGGCCGGAGAAGCCGGUGCCGCGGGUGAGGAACGUGGUGGAGGCCGAUUAUUCCUAUUGGACGCUGGGCUACGUCCUCUCGCUCGGCGGCGCCCGGAAGCUGCUGGCGGCGGAGCCGCUCGCCAAGAUGGUGCCCGUGGACGAGUUCCUGCCCAUCAUGUUCAACAAACACCCGGUUUCCGAUUACGCGCGGCACUUCCCGUGGCGCUCUCUCCGGGCGCUGUCGGCGGAGCCGCUCUUGGUGUUCCCGACGCACUACACGGGGGACGAGGGUUACGUCAGCGAUACGGAGGCGUCGGCGCUGUGGGACGCGGCCGAAGCGUCGGCGCUGUGGGACGCGGCGGAGCCUUCGCCCAAAAUGCGGGAGCAGCGGGAGCUGCGGCGCGAGGCGCGCAAUUCCGGGGUGCUCCGAUCGCCCCUCGACAGCGCCGCGCGCGACGAGCUCUGACCCCGGCGGAGGUGGGGGGGAACGC
Molecule: messenger RNA, 1899 nt
Organism: Cuculus canorus (common cuckoo)
Lineage: Eukaryota; Metazoa; Chordata; Aves; Cuculiformes; Cuculidae
Gene: COLGALT1
Product: collagen beta(1-O)galactosyltransferase 1
Exons: 12
Coding region: 51-1874 (607 amino acids)
Molecular function (GO): procollagen galactosyltransferase activity
Source: RefSeq, a predicted model, not a curated record